CAAAAGUAGAGUACUUUUUUUAUGUCGGAAUCAAAUCUUGUAAACACGGAACCAAGAAAGAUUUUGUUAUUUCGAAAUUGAAGCUUGAAGUUAUCUAAUUUUCUGUCAAAUACAUCGAUCCUUAUUGAAAUUAGGAAGAGUUGAAGAGGAUGUCGGAGAUGAUCUCGUCGUCGUCGUCUCCGGUGAAACCCAGGAGAACUUUCCGAUCUUGUUCAAAAAAGCUCAACACUUUAUCCAAAGAUGGGAGCAAGGAGACGACGAGUAUGGUCGAUCUUCCAAGAGAUUUGGCAGAGGAGGUGUUGUCCAGGCUUCCGGUGACAUCUCUGAGAGGAGCAAGAUCAUCCUGCAAAAAGUGGAACACUUUAACCAAAGCUGAGAGCUUUUUCAGAAAGCACAUGGGCGAACAAAAGCUGAGAGCUUUUUCAGAAAGCACAACGGUGGUCAUGGUGAUAGAGUUUCGGGUUUAUUUGAUGGCACUCAAUCUCCCAUCGAUAACCUGUCAAGGUAAACUUACUAGCCUUGACAAUUCAGAUCGAGUUGAUAUAUCACUAGUCUAUCACUGCGACGGUCUAUUGUUAUGCAUCGCAAAAGACUUGGCUAGUUUCCUUGUCUGGAAUCCUUACACGAGUCAAACCUUGUGGCUCGAGCCCCCCCGAAGUCCUCCUCACCCUAGACUGGACUGGUAUUCCUAUGCUAUAGGAUACGCCGCCGCCGAGAAUAGCAGCAGCAAAUGCUACAAAAUUUUGAGAUUUAUUGAUCGUCUCCGCAAUGACUUUGUAGAGCAUGAAAUCUACGACUUAAGCUCCUCUAAUUCGUGGAGGGUUCUUGAUGUCACUCCCGACUGGCAUAUAGAGUCUUAUGCACGUGGCGUGUCUCUCAAGGGAAAUACUUAUUGGUUUGCUCGAGAAAGGUAUCCAGCUAAACCAGCAGUUGGAGAACCCUACGAGGUUGCUGAUUUCUUGAUCUGUUUCAAUUUUACCACCCAGAGAUUUGGUCCGCGUCUUGGUCUGCCCUUUCACACUGGCUUUGAAUGUACGGCCACUCUUUCUAGUGUAAGAGAAGAGCAGCUUGCCGUCUUAUUUCAGAUUGAUAAUUCCUUGCAUAUGGAGAUCUGGGUCACGACUAAGAUUGAGCCUGAAGAGGUUUCGUGGAACAUGUUCUUUGCAGUGAAUAUGGAACCAUUCUUAGAUUUUCAGUUUGGAAUGUCACAAGGAAGUUUCUUCAUUGACCAAGAGAAGAAAGUCGUCGUGGUUUUUGAUAAAGACACAGAUAUGUGUUUCACUCGCAACAUAGCUUAUGUCAUUGGAGAGGGUGGAUAUUUCAGACGAGUAGAUCUCGGAGAAUCUAUAGAAUUUCAUCGUCCUUUUGGGUGCUCAUAUGUUCCAAGCUUAGCCCAAAUCAAGCAAUGAGACAGACCAAAGCUGAAAAAAAAGAAUAUGAACAAUUAGAUUGUUAAUCAGUUAAUCUUCACUAUCCAAUAUCUAUGUUUCUUUGGACCAAAAUAAGUCAGUUAGACAAUAUCUUUGUUCUCGAGCUUUCA
Raphanus sativus (radish) is the source of this 1540-nucleotide messenger RNA. RefSeq names its product putative F-box protein At3g17620. The record is from RefSeq and is a predicted model, not a curated record. Gene Ontology annotation, molecular function: protein binding. Bases 150 to 1409 code for a protein of 419 amino acids. The transcript has a single exon. NCBI's taxonomy places the organism in Eukaryota, Viridiplantae, Streptophyta, Magnoliopsida, Brassicales, Brassicaceae.